GUCAAACAAAGGAAGCCGGUCCUCCACCACGGAGGAAGCAGGAAGCUGCUGGGCCCCGCUCUGAGCCCAGCUGCCGGAGCCCAGGGACAGCGGGAUGGAGUCCGUGGCCCUGUACAGCUUUCAGGCCACAGAGAGCGAUGAGCUGGCCUUCCACAAGGGUGACACACUGAAGAUCCUGAACAUGGAAGACGACCAGAACUGGUACAAGGCAGAGCUCCGAGGUGCCGAGGGAUUUGUGCCCAAAAACUACAUUCGAGUCAAGCCUCACCCGUGGUACUCCGGCAGGAUUUCCCGGCAGCUGGCCGAAGAGAUUCUGAUGAAGCGGAACCAGCUGGGAGCCUUCCUGAUCCGCGAGAGCGAGAGCUCCCCGGGCGAGUUCUCCGUGUCCGUGAACUAUGGGGACCAAGUACAACACUUCAAGGUACUGCGCGAGGCCUCAGGGAAGUACUUCCUCUGGGAGGAGAAGUUCAACUCCCUCAACGAGCUGGUGGAUUUCUACCGCACCACGACCAUCGCCAAGAAGCGCCAGAUCUUCCUGCGGGAUGAGGAGCCGCUGCUGCAGCAGUCGCCCCGCGCCUCCUUUGUGCAGGCCCAGUUUGAUUUCUCUGCCCAAGACCCCUCCCAGCUCAGCUUCCGCCGCGGGGACAUCAUCGAAGUUGUGGAGCGCCCGGACCCGCACUGGUGGCGGGGCCGAGCCUGCGGGCGCGUGGGCUUCUUCCCGCGGAGCUACGUGCAGCCCGUGCACCUGUGACCCACGCGCGGGCGGCCCACGGACCAUUACACGGGGAACUGAGGACACGGACACGCCUGCCCACCGGGUCACACACGUCCUCGGCCUGGACCUGGCUCCU
This is a messenger RNA of Ochotona curzoniae (black-lipped pika), 851 nucleotides long. RefSeq names its product GRB2 related adaptor protein (gene GRAP). The coding region runs from base 95 to 751 and encodes 218 amino acids. The transcript is spliced from 5 exons. The record is from RefSeq and is a predicted model, not a curated record. Gene Ontology annotation, molecular function: protein binding. Lineage: Eukaryota; Metazoa; Chordata; Mammalia; Lagomorpha; Ochotonidae.